CGUCGUCAGUUGGUCAUCACAUGCUCGGCUAUUUAGACACACAAUACGUUUAAAUAAUUUUUAUUGCGAAAAGAUAUAAGAAAAUUAUUAUUAAUCCGAUACAAUUUUUUUCGAAAUCGAUAACCCACCUAUUGCUUUUACAGAAAUAUCUAUAACGGAUCAAAAAGCGCAUAUAUAUGCACCAUACAAUAGCAUAAAGUCUUUACCCGGUUUACGAAAAUAUAAAGGCUUUUCGAGGUGUCUUUAAUAUCGCUUUAUUAAAAUCUCUCCCGGUACUUUUUUCCCUUAACCAAAACGAACAGCGGUACCGUGUGACCGUCAGUUAUAGCUGUGAAGAGUUGUGUGAGUGUUUCGUUUUUGUGUGGCUUGAAUUUCCACAAAACGGUUCUCAAUUUAACUUAACUUAACUAAGAACGAAAUAGAAGUAUAAAUUCCCUACGAACUAUACACUCUCCUCUCAAAUUUCUCGUCACCUCUGGCUUUUAUCGUAAUUGCAAGAGCAUAACCAAAACCAACCACCGCGCUACCACCACUGCCAACACCACCAUCCGCGUCCCCUAAGCGACAACAAUAUUGGCAUAUUUCCUUUUCCGCUAUAAUAACGUUAGUUUUGUGCUGUUUAAAAGCCUUUUCCGCGUGAUUAUAAGCAGUCCCGAAUUAGGUCUUGUCGUCGUUGUCUCUCAAAGUGCUCCGGUAGUUCUUUUCUUCUGCGUGUGUUUUUUCUGUGAGUUUUAUUUUCUCUUUCAAAAGUGUGUAAGGUUCGUUCAAAAACUCUUUCCUGUUUUCGACUUGGUUAUUGUUUUUCAAUUUAUUUUACAAUACCCUUAUAAAAUUGUAAGCAGAAAAUAAAUUUUCGAUUGUUAAGUUAAUCGCGCACAUGGCAUAAAAUCUCUGCAAAAAUAAAAAUAAAUAAAAUCCCCAACCUUACUUAACUCACCUUGACUGCCUUGAACACAGUUUGUGCAUUUAGGAAGAUUCUAAAUAAAAUAAUUUUAACAAAUAAUACAAAAACAAAAAACUUAAUUACACUACACUUUUACCUAUUUUUGUCGCGUGGUUGUUUUUCGUUUUGUCGCCCUGUAAAGCUGUCGUCUUCGUAGUCGUUGUCUUCGUUUACCCAGCAGCGCCACCCUAUACCCCAAUCUCACAACAUCGCCAUCGCAAUCGCAUACCCGGCAAAGUGGCCACAACAUCAGUCUUUAUUUCUGCGUAAAUUGAUAUAAACAAUUGGACUCUAUCUAUAAUUAUCUUAAAAGGUGGAAAAGUUAAAUUUAAAUAAACUCAAUAAAUAAAAAUUGUUGUUGGUUGAAGACGGAAAACAACAAAACCAAAAACAACAACAAAACUAUACAGAAAAUAAAUUUGAAUACCCCUUAAAUAUUACAUCAUUAUCGCAGACUAUAAAAUUCUCACUCUGCAAAACAAUUAGCAAAGUGCUUCUAUUUUACUGAUUGAGUGAGAAAAAUAGAAAAAAGCAAUACAAUUUUAUAAAAGCUUUCUGGCUACGAUCACACUAAAAUAAUUGUUGUUUAUACGCAAACAUGAUGAAUAACAAACCAAAAGGAAAGCAACUGCAACAGCAACCACAACAGGAGACUCAGUCGAAACCACAAACCAAAAAGGCUUCCAAAACUCAAAGGACACAACCACCAGCCCAACCUUCGGCAUCGGAUUCCCCCGACAUCAAAAAGUCUACAUCUUCCAUCCCGUACAAUAAUAACAACAAACCCAAGAACACUGUUACCGUCCCAGAGGCAAAUCGAAACACUUCCGGUCAAAAAAAUGACAACAGUGUUUCUAAUCUUAGCGCUUCUUUAAAACGUCUCAACUACAACAAUAAAAAAGCUUCCAAAGCUUCCGGAUCACACCAGAAUUCCUCAAACAAGCGAAAUCAUCAUCCUUCCUCGGGAACAUCUCGCAUGAAGUCUCGUGACGAAGAUCAUAAGAACGACCCGAUGGGCCAUAAGAAAAAUCAGUUCGGAAAAAUGAGACUUACUGAGUUUCUAAAUAUUGAUCAGGGCAAUACAACGAAAAGUGGAACUUCUAAGAAAACAUCAACAACAACUUCGAGUUCUUCCUCCCCAUCAUCAUCAUCAGCAUCAUCGUCCUCGAGCUCCCUUUGUGCAAAAUGUUCAACUCCAGCGGGUUAUACAAAUUACAGUUUGAUCGAUCCUAUGAUCUUUACAGGAAAACAAUUCCAGAAAAAGAAUUCAAGAUAUGGUAAGGGAUCCUCCAGCAACAACAACAACAAUAAUCAACGCAACGAACCCCGAAACGUGAUGAUGAAUAGUACCUUUGUUCCAAUUGCACAACCAAAGGUACCUAUUUUGUCUUCGUCCAAUAUUGCAGCCGUGAUUGCAGAUACGGAUCGGUUUACUAUUUUUGAGAAAACUGGCAAAUUAAGGACUUCGUAUCCCAUAAUGCAGUGCGGGACAUUAGGAGCACCCGAUUCGUAUCACCACCAGAGAUCAACCAGAAUGGACGCUUUCCAAAUUGAUGAUGGUUUCCAUUCAGAUGGUGGAACAGAAACACCACCACCAAGUCCCAGUUCGGGAAGCUCAAUUGCAUCGACAUCAGAUCAUGGUUCACUUGAGAGUGUCGAUACUGGAGGAGCUCAACGUUUGGCUGUAUUGUCAUUUGAACAAGUUCGCAAACUACAUGACGUCAUGGACGAAACAGUUGCCAUACACGGCCGUGGAAAUUUUCCCACACUUGAGGUUAAACUAAAAGACUUAGUCAACUCCGUACGCCGGAAGCUCGAAACAGAUGUAGCAGCUGGUGGAGCCGGAGUCAUAGUCAAGGACAUACGCUUGAAUGGUGGAGCAGCUAGUCAUGUCUUAGCAUCCGAAGAUCAGCCAUACAACGAUUUGGAUCUUAUUUAUGCCAUUGAAUUCAGUUCAAACCGUCAUUUUGAUCGAGUAAAGACAGCAGUUCUCAACACACUGCUUGAUCUCUUGCCAGAAGGUGUGUCCAAACGUCGCAUCAUGCCAUGCGCCUUGAAGGAGGCUUAUGUUGGUAAAAUGGUCAAAGUUAAUAAUAAUAACGAUGGUGAUCGAUGGAGUUUGAUCUCCUUGGGCAAUUCCCCUGGACAUAAAAAUGUCGAACUCAAAUUUGUCGACACAAUGCGCCGUCAAUUUGAAUUCAGUGUUGAUUCCUUCCAAAUUGUUUUGGACUCGCUUCUAUUAUUCUAUGACUGUGCUGCUUUGCCAAUAUCCGAGAACUUCUAUCCGACGGUUGUUGGAGAGUCGGUAUACGGUGACUUCCAAGAGGCUUUGUAUCACUUGCAAAAGAAACUGAUCUCAACACGACAGCCUGAGGAAAUCCGCGGUGGCGGACUCCUUAAGUACUGCAACUUGUUGGUCCGAAAUUAUAAACCGGUCGAUGCACAACGAAUCAAGACACUCGAGCGAUAUAUGUGUUCGAGAUUUUUCAUUGAUUUCCCCGAUAUAGGCACACAGACCGUUAAAUUAGAGGCAUAUCUGAGAAAUCAUUUCUGGGGCAUCGUCGAAGAGCCCCUACAAUAUCAGUACCUGAUGCAUUUACGUGAAGUAGUUGAGACAUCAACCGUGUGCCUAAUGGGCCACGAGAGACGGCAGACUUUACUGCUAAUACAGUCGUUAGCAAUGCAAGUGCUCUGCCGGGAAUCACAAAAACAUCAUAAUGCACAAGUAUAUGAGCAAUACCAGCAACACCACCAUCAACAACAACAAGCGCAACACCAGCAGCAUCAGCAGCAACAACAAUUAACACAGGCAAUUGUUGUUGACUUACAAGCCCAACAAAAUGCAUCAACAAGCCAACACGUCUUGGUCCAACAGUCUCCACAGUCAAAUCAAGCAUCCACUUCUUGCUGUAUUAGCCAGACCCAAGACGGUCAACAGCAACAGGUGCUGACCGUUACACAACAACAGACUUCAGCGACUAUACCUCAGACGAUACAAAUCCAAGCCGGUCCACCUGGCCUCAUCUACGCCAAUGGAGUUUACUACGCACCUGUGAUCCCAGCAACAAUCUGCACAUGCAACUCAACCUGGUUAAGCACGUGAUUAUCACUGCUUCCAUCAGCUGCAUCAUCAUUACAGUCAUCAACGUCAUCAUCAAUAUCAACUUCAUCAACAACGCCAUCUACAUCAUCCGCAUCAUCUACAUUAGCACCAUCAACAGCGCCAUCUUCAUUAAUUUCAUGUCAAUCAUCUUUUCCGUCAAUUUCAGAAAAUAUUUCAGCGAAAGCUUGCUCUUACGCAACACUUCCCUGUCUGAGCUGUGACUGCAACUGCAACGAGGAGUUACUUCUUCCUUACUACAUUUGGCCAAAUACAACCACAAUACCGAUCGACAUCCCUGCAGACUACCAACAUAAAGGUACUACUUAUUACUCCUCUUCAUCUCCUACAACGACGACAGUAGUUCAAAGCCUCUGUGCAACUUCUGAGACUCAAUCUUCUACCCAAGCUUCAUGUAGGUGAUCAUCGACACCUAUACCUACACCUACUCCUACGCCACCCACAAAAAUAGCGGAAUAAACAAAAAUAUGCACCCUCAUAUUAUAUAUAUAUAAAUAUUUAACGCAUCAAUCAUGAUGUUUAUCAAACAAACAACAAAACAAACAAAACAAAAAAACAUAAAAACUUUAAAACCUAAAAAAAAAACUAUUUUAUUGUGAGAUCCUAUUAAAUUUAUACAUAAAUAUAAAAAGAUAAGUCUUUAACUAACUGAAAAAUAAAACAACAACAAAAAUAAAAA
This is a messenger RNA of Eupeodes corollae, 4743 nucleotides long. Its product is annotated as terminal nucleotidyltransferase 5C. Gene Ontology annotation, molecular function: poly(A) RNA polymerase activity; RNA binding. Lineage: Eukaryota; Metazoa; Arthropoda; Insecta; Diptera; Syrphidae. The coding region runs from base 1542 to 4046 and encodes 834 amino acids. Gene Ontology annotation, biological process: mRNA stabilization. The record is from RefSeq and is a predicted model, not a curated record. The transcript has 2 exons.